Messenger RNA from Nasonia vitripennis (jewel wasp), 1350 nucleotides. RefSeq lists its product as uncharacterized. Bases 1 to 1350 code for a protein of 449 amino acids. NCBI's taxonomy places the organism in Eukaryota, Metazoa, Arthropoda, Insecta, Hymenoptera, Pteromalidae. Gene Ontology annotation, biological process: deoxyribonucleotide biosynthetic process. Gene Ontology annotation, cellular component: cytosol. Gene Ontology annotation, molecular function: ribonucleoside-diphosphate reductase activity, thioredoxin disulfide as acceptor. The record is from RefSeq and is a predicted model, not a curated record. The transcript has a single exon.
AUGGCUUUUCUGCAUUCAAACUCAUGCGAGUGCAUCAAAUCCGAAUUAGAUUUAUUUACUUUACCACCAACGCAAACGUCAGUGGAAAAUUCACAAUUCAUACAUUAUAAGCCCGUUUCAUCUCUUACCGACGAUGGACCAUUGAAAUUUGUCGUUCCAGGAGGAAGUGAUUAUCUUGAUCUUGCGCAUACAAUGCUCAGCAUACGCCUGCAGAUAUUACCUAAUGUUGAAAUUGCGGCUAAUGAGAGUACCAGAGAGUACUCUAAGGUAGCACCAGUGAAUAAUCUUUUACACUCACUCUUUAAUCAGAUAGAUGUGUUCUUUAAUCAAAAACUAGUAUCGCCUCCAAAUAAUGCAUAUCCAUACCGUGCAUACAUCGAAACACUGCUAAAUUAUUCAGCGCCUACAAUGAAUUCUCAUCUUACAUCAGCACUCUGGUAUUUAGAUACUCCUGGUAAUAUGGAGACACCACCCAACAUUCCAGUCACUGAUCCAACAGCAAAUAAGGGAAACGUUUAUCGUCAGUAUUUUUCAAUUAACGGCCAAACUGUUGAUCUAAUUGGACAUUUACAUUGCGAUGUUUUUAAUCAAAAUAAGUUUUUGCUAAAUGGUGUUGAACUACGCUUACGAUUAGUGAGAAGUAAGGAUGCUUUUUGCUUGAUGCAUGCAUCUGAUAACGACAAAUUUAACGUACAUAUUAAAGAAGCAUCACUGAUUGUACGUCGUGUUAAAGUGAGUCCAGGGAUUAUGUUAGCACAUGCGAACACUCUCGCAAAAGCCACGGCUAAAUAUCCAAUAAAUCGUGUAGAAGUAAAAGCAUUUACAUUGCACAGUGGUGUUCAUGGCGAUACACUUGACAAUGUUAUCCUAGACCAGAUUCCUAAAAGAAUAAUCAUCGGUUUCGUAGAUAAUAGAGCAUUUAAUGGGAAUAGAAAGUUCAAUCCUUUUAAUUUUCAACAUUUCAACAUAAACUAUCUUUCACUUUAUGUGGAUGGAGUACAGAUUCCCAGCAAACCGCUACAGCCACGAUUUACAGGGAGUAAACCAAUAUUCGUAGAAUGUUAUCACACAUUAUUCUCUGGUACGGAAAUACACUUUCUGAAUGAAUCACUGACAGUUACACGAACAGAUUACAAUAAGGACUAUUGCUUUUUUGCUUUUGAUCUAACACCUGAUUUAUCUGCAAACUUAGCGUUUCAUUGGAAUCUUAUCAAGCAUGGUAGUGUUCGAGUAGAAGUCAAAUUUGAACACGCUCUAGCAGCAACAAUUAACUGCAUAAUUUAUGCCGAAUAUGACAAUGUCUUGGAAAUAGAUUCAAGUCGACAAAUCAUAACGGAUUUCAAUGCUUAG